Messenger RNA from Balaenoptera musculus (blue whale), 3627 nucleotides. It is a transcript of the gene HOOK3, whose product is annotated as hook microtubule tethering protein 3. The transcript has 23 exons. The record is from RefSeq and is a predicted model, not a curated record. Gene Ontology annotation, biological process: cytoplasmic microtubule organization; cytoskeleton-dependent intracellular transport. Lineage: Eukaryota; Metazoa; Chordata; Mammalia; Artiodactyla; Balaenopteridae. The coding region runs from base 263 to 2425 and encodes 720 amino acids. Gene Ontology annotation, molecular function: dynein light intermediate chain binding; microtubule binding. Gene Ontology annotation, cellular component: cytoplasm; centrosome.
CUCGGGUCGGGCCGGGUUCGCGGCGGGGCUGCGGGGCUGCGGGGCUGCGGGUCCGCGGGCGGGGCGGACGGGCGCGCGCGGUGGCGCGCGGUCCCGACGGGCCGGAGGAGGAGGGGCGCCGGUGACGCUGCGGGAGCCGCUGCCAGCGCCGGACGGAGUCGGCGGCCGGGCGGAGGACGGGCAGGCCGACCCUCGGACGCAGCCCCGGGCCGAGCCGCGGGCUUCCUGGCGAGGCCGGGCGGCCGCGAGCCCCGGCGGGAAGAUGUUCAACGUGGAGUCCCUGGAGCGGGUGGAGCUGUGCGAGAGCCUCCUCACUUGGAUCCAGACAUUUAAUGUGGAUGCACCAUGCCAGACCGUGGAAGAUUUAACGAAUGGGGUUGUGAUGGCCCAGGUUCUCCAAAAGAUAGAUCCUGCAUAUUUUGAUGAAAAUUGGCUAAACAGAAUCAAAACUGAAGUAGGAGAUAAUUGGAGGCUAAAGAUAAGCAAUUUAAAGAAAAUUUUGAAAGGAAUCCUGGAUUACAAUCAUGAGAUUUUAGGGCAGCAAAUUAAUGACUUUACCCUCCCUGAUGUGAACCUUGUUGGGGAGCAUUCUGAUGCCGCAGAGCUGGGAAGGAUGCUCCAACUCAUUUUAGGCUGUGCUGUGAACUGUGAACAGAAGCAAGAGUACAUCCAAGCCAUCAUGAUGAUGGAGGAAUCUGUCCAACACGUUGUCAUGACAGCCAUCCAGGAGCUGAUGAGUAAAGAGUCUCCUGUCUCUGCUGGGAACGAUGCCUAUGUUGACCUUGAUCGCCAGCUGAAGAAAACUUCAGAGGAACUGAAUGAAGCUUUGUCGGCCAAGGAAGAAAUUGCUCAAAGGUGCCAUGAGUUGGAUCUGCAGGUUGCAGCAUUGCAAGAGGAGAAAAGUAGUCUGUUGGCAGAGAAUCAGGUAUUAAUGGAAAGGCUGAAUCAGUCUGAUUCUAUAGAAGAUCCUAACAGUCCAGCAGGAAGAAGGCACCUGCAGCUCCAGACUCAGUUAGAACAGCUCCAAGAAGAAACAUUCAGACUUGAAGCAGCCAAAGAUGACUAUCGAAUACGCUGUGAAGAGUUACAGAAGGAGAUGUCUGAACUUCGGCAGCAGAACGAUGAACUGACCGCUUUGGCAGAUGAUGCUCAGUCUCUAAAAGAUGAAAUAGACGUUCUUAGACAUUCUUCUGAUAAAGUGUCUAAACUAGAAGGCCAAGUGGAAUCAUAUAAAAAGAAGCUAGAAGAUCUUGGUGAUUUGAGGCGGCAGGUUAAACUCUUAGAAGAGAAGAAUACUAUGUAUAUGCAGAACACAGUUAGCCUAGAGGAGGAGCUGAGAAAAGCCAACGCGGCUCGAAGUCAACUCGAGACGUAUAAGAGACAGGUAGUAGAACUGCAAAAUAGAUUAUCUGAAGAAUCGAAGAAAGCAGAUAAAUUAGAUUUUGAAUAUAAGCGGCUAAAAGAAAAAGUUGACAGUCUUCAAAAAGAAAAGGAUAGGUUAAGAACAGAAAGGGAUUCUCUGAAGGAAACCAUCGAAGAGCUUCGUUGUGUUCAGGCUCAAGAAGGGCAACUCACAACUCCAGGGUUAAUGCCUCUGGGAAGUCAGGAAUCUUCAGAUAGUCUGGCAGCAGAGAUCGUCACACCUGAAAUCAGGGAGAAACUUAUUCGUCUUCAGCAUGAGAAUAAGAUGUUAAAAAUUAACCAGGAGGGUUCAGACAAUGAAAAAAUCGCCUUAUUGCAGAGCCUUCUAGAUGAUGCCAGCCUACGCAAGAAUGAACUGGAGACAGAGAACAGGCUGGUGAAUCAAAGACUUCUGGAAGUACAGUCACAAGUCGAAGAAUUGCAAAAAUCUUUACAGGAUCAAGGCUCAAAGGCAGAAGAUGCUAUUUCAGUUCUUCUAAAAAAGAAGCUUGAAGAACAUCUAGAGAAGCUGCAUGAGGCCAAUAAUGAGCUGCAGAAGAAGAGAGCCAUCAUCGAGGACCUUGAGCCGAGAUUUAACAACAGCUCCUUAAAAAUUGAAGAAUUACAAGAAGCUUUACGGAAGAAAGAAGAGGAAAUGAAGCAAAUGGAAGAAAGAUAUAAAAAAUACUUAGAGAAAGCCAAAAGUGUUAUCCGUACUUUAGAUCCUAAACAAAAUCAAGGAGCAGCACCAGAAAUACAAGCUCUUAAAAAUCAGCUCCACGAAAGGGAUCGGCAGUUCCAUUCAUUGGAGAAAGAAUAUGAGAAAACAAAGAGUCAAAGAGAGAUGGAGGAGAAAUAUAUUGUUAGUGCCUGGUACAAUAUGGGAAUGACUCUGCAUAAAAAGGCGGCAGAAGACAGACUUGCUAGUACAGGUUCGGGGCAGUCAUUCCUGGCGAGGCAGAGACAAGCCACCAGCACGAGAAGGUCUUACCCGGGCCACGUCCAGCCAGCCACAGCAAGGUAGACAAGUCCUGCCAUUAGAAUAAAAAACACACCGCAUUCAAAGCAUACUUCUGUUACAUAUAACAUUUCAGGAAAUUCAGCCAGCUUAUAUUUUGUCUGUAUUUCAUGUUACUAUUUAGUUGUUUCUCAUUUGAGGACUUUCUCUCUUCUGUAUCUAUAAUGUUUUAGUUUCUUGGUCCUUUAUUUUGUAGUCCUUUUGGUUCCUUUUAAUGUGCCAAAAUAUUUUUAAAUGCCCAAUUAAAAGUGUUGUAUAUUAGUGUAGUACUUUUCUUUGUAUGAAAAUGUCCUUUCCCCAAUGGUGUAGGCUUUGUAAUGAAUUAGAUUUUCUGCCAAUAAUUGAUAUACAAUUUAUAUUCUUUACUGUGCCUCUGUGUUACCAUGCUUUCUAAGAAUGUCUUUGUUUAAAGGGAAUUAAUCUUUUUAUGAUGUAUUAAUCUGUGUUUUCAGUUGUUUUCCAAAUGCACUUCAAAUAACUUGCAUACUUACUAUGUAAAAUGGUUGGCAAGUGCACUUUUUGCAAAGACAUAAAUACAUUGGCAGAGGUGCUAAUCAGAUCUUACCUAAGGCACCUGAUAGAACUAUUUAGAGGGAAAAACUGAGUUUUCACAUUGUUUUAUAGGAAAUUAAAUUUGUCCAAAGAUUUGGAAACUAUUUUUAAAACAUAAAUAGAAUUUCAUUAUUUCCUACUAUCUUAUUUGCUGGCAGAAGUGAAUGCACUGGUUAGGUUAUUUGGGGAGAAGUUACAGAAGAAAAAAAAUCAGGCAGUGUGUUCAUUUUUUUUCUUUUUUUGGAAUAUCACAGUAACUGAGGAUCAGAUUCUAGCAAUGGGCUGACAUUUCGUUGCAACUGCCCUCCACAUAUAAAAGUAUAUAAAAGAUGUGUUUUUUAUAUACUUAUGAGUCAUAGGUGGCCUUACCUUUGGGGUAAUUUCCUUGUUGACUUGCACCUCAUUUGUCUUACUUAUUCCUUAACAUAAAACCUUCUAUUUCUCAAUAAUUCCUAAUACUUAACAUCUUAGUAUCAGUCGUUAGGAUCAAUAAGUGACUUCUUGUGUCUGAUGUUAUGACAGGUGGCUGUCAUAUUUUUUCUUAAUUCUAUGUACUAGUCUAAGAGUUUGCUACUGAGUAGAUUCUCUUGGGUAUUUGGUUGCCCCAAAGUGCUUACAUUUGUUGACAGAUUAUAAACUAUGUUUAUUUACAUUGA